AUGUCUGGUAACAAGGUCGACAUGGAACUCAAAAAACAUAGCUUGAACAUGAGUCCAGCAAACGCUGUACCUAGAGAAUUUGAGCAGGCAACCUGCCUGUCCAGACUUGAUCCAUUCUCGUUCAGAUCAAGUACGAAUCGAGACACCCACGAGCCUGCGUAUCUCAUUCCCAUAUCCCAGUUCUUACGUUCUGAAGGCAUGACGCCUACUCCAAGAAGAGGCUCUGGUCAGGGUAGAACGCCCAGUAGUCGAAGCAACGAGAAGCGAAAGACAAAACAUGGCUUAUCCACUCCCCCAUCCUCGCGCGGUAACAGCAGAAAGAAGAACAACAAGCUUCUAGCAAAACUCCAGCAGGUCCACGAGUCCCUCAAGAAGCGCAAGAAGGUGUCCCCUAGCAAGUCCAAAACUGACCGAAAAACUGAUACGGAAGAGGCAGUAGAGACGUCAGCAAAUACUCAACCAUUAGCUGCUGAUACUGCAGGAAACUAUGACUCCGAUGCCGUCGAGGAUGAAGAACAGCAGCCUGCUGCACAAGACACUCAACCCGAUCCACUUGAUAGUGGUGAUGAGGUCGACCUCUCAAGAUUAGCCGACGCAGGUAGUGAGCAACCAGUCAAGAGAACGUCCGCAAAGACUGAUGAUGGCAUGUCCACAGCUCAUCAACAUGAUGCUUCCAGUGAGGAUGACUCCGGAGAAGGAGAUGGCGUAUCUGUCCAUGCGGUCUCUAGCGGCGACGAGAUAGCAGUCUCCAGUGGCGAUGAGAUGGUCAAGCCGACAGAAGACCCAGUGACCGCACCACGAAAACAAGCGACUGCCACUUCGCAGCGCACAAAAACCCGCUCGCAAUCUGCUAAGGAACAGCCAUCGACUCCUCAUCAUACCAAAGGCCUUCUCAAACGAAAGACGACUCCUGGCUCGUAUGCACCUCCCGAAACCACCGAGGAUGAUGUAGAAUCUGAAGCAGAAGACGCAUCUGAUGAUGAGUACAUGGGAGAUGCUGUUUCUGAUUCAGAUGUAGAGUCAGAGCAAGAUGCUGGAGGGGAGAUUGACUCAAAGGCGGCAGCAGAUCUCAUGGAUGUGGACGAUGAAAUUGUGGUAACACCAGCAAAUCCUCUGCCCUUUCGAGGACGAAGACCAUCCACGAAUCAGCAGAGAUCUAUAGCCACGCCACGAUCAUCGCGGGCAUUACAGACCAUCAGCAAGAGCCGACCAAGAGAAUCGGUCGCUCGGGCAAAGCAACGCACUGCAGAAGAGUCCAAACCACCAAAGCCGUUCGUAUGGAAGAAUACAUAUUUCUUUCGUUUCGCGCCUCGCCGGUACGACAUUUGCCUGCACCCUUAUCAUGCCGACUAUCAGCUCCCACCCAACGCCAGGGAGCUGAAACCACCACCAAAGACUUACGAGCGACCUCGAGUCAGCCUACAUGUUGGCAUUGUCAGCGUCCUAGCACGAACACAGAAACGGAAGGUUGCGAAAACUGGUGGGAUCAAAAAGGUUAUUGUUCCCUAUGGUAACGAUGCUGAGAUGGUGCCAGCAGUUACCGAGACCAAGCUACGAGAUUCUGUCACGAAAUCUUUCCUCGGCAUCGAUGAGGUGAUCUUCACAAGAUCUAUGGAGGACCCAGAGUAUCGAACCGAACAAGAGGCAGCAUUUCUUGCACGAUUUCAGAAUCUCGAUGAUACGGAGCACAAACGUGUGAUCGAAGAGUUCACGAACUGGCGAUACGAGCGAAGACGUAGCGAGUACGCUGUCAUUCGCCGUAUCAUGAGGGAAGGCUAUAUGAACCUGUUUCAUCCCAAUUCUAUCGUGCGAGCUCAAAGCACAGUUGAAUCUCUUCAACAACUUUGGCUUUUCAUUCGUGAAGAAGAGCGACUGGAAGAGGAAGAGGCCAUACCUGUGCAGUAUGCUGGGCGGCGUAGCGAACCUGUCAUCGAGUUGGCAAACAUUCCAGAACAGAAGCUUAUGGCUCUCAAGAAGAUAUCUGGAUUGAAAGAGGAAGAUGACCUUGUUGAGCACGCUAAGUCCACAGUGAAGGCGAAGUGGGCAAGUCAACAGAAAGCUUGGGAUAAAGCUAAGAAGCCCAAAGGUCCUCGUCCACACACAGCUCCAGCGGAUCUGAGCAAGCGGUUUCGCCAAGCACACGAGCUCGAUGAGGAGUAUAAUCUGGAGGAAGAAGCGAUGGAACUUGUCCAAAAAUGGAUUGAUUCUUGCAAAAGCAAGCCAGGCCGUCCACGAAAGCACGCUGCACGCGACUCUGGCUCCGAUGCAGAUAACAGUUCUGACGAUGAUGGUACUCAGCGCAAACAACCUACUGGCAAAAAGAAGACUACUACGAGCUCGAGAAAGCUGGCAUCACCACCGUCCGAAUCAUCAUCUGAAGACGAGAAAGGACCUGAUUACCGUGAUUUGGUGAAGGAUCAGACCAGAAAACCACGUCGCCGAAGGAAUUACGAUGGUUACAAGACUGAUGCACUUUCAGAGACCGAACCUCCUACAGAUAGCGAAAUGAACAUGAAACCCAAGAAGUUGAGGGAAGUACGCUUCGGUGACAAGAAUUACCAGAAGACGAAUGCUGUAGCAGCAGCCACACCCUCUACAAAUACUGGCCAGGCCACCAAGAAGCCGACUAGGUCGAGUAUCAAUCCUCGUUUUGCCAAAGACAACAUCAAUAGUGACUGGAAGGAUGUCGAGCAGGCCGUUGAAAUACCUGACAUCACAAAACCUUUCGGAUACAAGCCACCAAGCGCACAAGCACAAGCUAAGAUCGCCGAUGACAUCGAGGUUUAUUGGCAGAUCUAUGGAAGUUACAAGCAUCCCAAACUUCUGAACACCCCCGCAACUGAAUUGCUUUGCGUUUUUCAUGCUAUGAUCCUCAGUAUGAAGAGUCUCAAUGGUUUAGGCGCAGAAUUUCCUGCCAUCGAAGCAGCACAACUUCAGAAAGAAUUCAAUCGACCCGUACACCAGAACGUGAGAAACACAGUAGGUGCGCAAGCAGACUCGAACUUACUUGUCGAUAUUGGUGCAUCGGUCCUUACGUCCUACAUGCUACGGCAUCAUGACCUCCUCGUUCAGGUCGGAUGGCUUACACCCGACGACACUCCACAUCUGCUGCCUGUCGCAGAAGGUCAGGGAAAGAACAUGAACCAGCCCCAGAUAUUGUUCAUCUACAACAACAACAUCUCAGAAACAGUGCCAACGGCAAUGAAUCACUUCCAAGGUAUUGCCGCUAGAGCACUGCUCCCAAGCCAUACCAGAGUCGCAACUACAACUGAGGAGGUUGAGCAAGCAACGCCAUCCAAGACUUCAACAAACAACAAGGCUACGCCUGCUACAGUGAAGAACACGUCCUUCAUUCGCCCAAGAUUCUCUGAGGCAAUAUACCGCGAAGUCCAGGAAGCAUUGGAUCGAGAUUGUUGGAAACCAGAGCAAGUGGUGAUGGAGAAAGACUUCAGAUACGCUGGUAAAGCCAAGGUUCUAAUCUGUUUAUGCAAGGAUUAUGAUGGCGUCAAGCACCCAUUCUUAGCCUACAUUCGGGUGUACAUUGACGCACAUGGUUGCCACGUUGUUUCCCAGGUUUCUCGUGAGAUACAAGAAGGAAAGUUCAGAACUUCUGCAUUGUACGAUGAUCAUGCUAGCCAUUGGGGUCAAGGGGCAGAGUUUGGCGCUCGGUGGGUGACCUAUUACGAAUGGUGUCGCCUAAUGAAAGAGUACAAAGGUGCCGGCAAGAUUGUACUCCCGCUACGAGACAGUCAAGUCCACGGUGCAGUGAUGAAACUGGAUGAAGUCGACCAACACCUGGAGCAGAACCUCAGUCGAUGGAACUUUGGUCGUAAAUUGCGGUACGACCUAAAGUAUACCACACCUGAUGAAGGAUUCAUCCCAGUCGGCAAGAAGUCUGUUAACGUGAUCAUUGGCUACAAGGACGCUGAUAAUGAGGACCAUACUAAGGAUCUCCACGUACGGGUACAGCACAACAAGGAUGGUCACUAUCGGAAGUCUGAGGUAGCGCAGAAGAUUAGAACCGCAGCUGUUCGUCAUCCUGAUGGUUCACAUCAUGUUCUUUGGGACAAGCUCCGUGGACAGGUCUGGAAGUCAGAUAAGCAGACAUCACAACUACUGGACGAGCACGUACGGUCAAACGCAUUAAAGACUCUGAAACAGCUGAUCGAGGCGGAGAUCACACUUGCUAGACUUAACAUAUACCCGGUUGAUCAUGCGACGAGCACCAAGUACAGGAGAAUGCUAGACGGUGAAAUUGAGAUACCAGAUCCAGUCAGUGUUGGUCGCAUCCCUGAUGAGACCCCGACGCGAAGAAGAAGCCACUCUCCAGACUCAAAGGAGCAGGACCAGGAGCAACCAUCGCACAAGAAGUUGAAGAUGGAUAUUCUUAGAGAGGCUCAGGCAGGAGUAGGCGAUAUGCAGACGGAAGAUGUUAUCGACAUCGACGAUAUCAGUGAUGCAGAUGACCAAAAGCAAUCACCAACUCCUCUACCGAAAGAGACUUCAUCAACUACGCAGCAGGCGCGCAGCAGCCAAGACAAGAAGAUACAUGAGUUGGAAAGUUCUGUGGGAGGGAGUACCGAUGAAUCUACUGGUUCGUCUUCGCGACGAGGACGAAGAGGAAAGAGAGGCGGUCAACGAAAGAACAAGGUUGCAAAGAAUAGGAUCGAGUAA
Lithohypha guttulata is the source of this 4674-nucleotide messenger RNA. RefSeq lists its product as uncharacterized. Lineage: Eukaryota; Fungi; Ascomycota; Eurotiomycetes; Chaetothyriales; Trichomeriaceae. The transcript is spliced from 2 exons. Bases 1 to 4674 code for a protein of 1557 amino acids. The record is from RefSeq and is a predicted model, not a curated record.